Molecule: messenger RNA, 1212 nt
Organism: Vanrija pseudolonga
Lineage: Eukaryota; Fungi; Basidiomycota; Tremellomycetes; Trichosporonales; Trichosporonaceae
Exons: 3
Coding region: 34-1182 (382 amino acids)
Source: RefSeq, a predicted model, not a curated record
CAACACACUCUGCACCUCACCCACCACCACACCAUGGCCAAGAAGCGCACAAGUCUGCCGAGCGCGGCGGCGCCAGCAGGCAAGAAGACGACGUUUGGCGACGACGACAGCAGGGACGACGGCUUUGUGCUGCCGACGAGGACGGCGCAGCCGGUAGUCGACGACGAUGCCGAGUCCGACUCGGACGACGAUGACGACGACGCGCCCGAGGCUGUCGGGAUGAGCUCUGGGCGCGAGGCCGAGCGGCGGCGAGAGGCUGCGGCCGCUGAGGAGCGCGAGGCGGCACGCGCCGCGGCCAAGGCGCGGUCCGCGAAGAUUGCGGCUGCGAAGGGCGCUGCCAAGCGGGAAAAGCGCAAGCUCGAGUCGGACGAGGAAGCGAGCGACGAGGACGAGGAUGAGGAGGCUAAGCGUCUGAGGAGAAGGAUGGAGGCUGCGAUGGAGGCUGGAUCGGGCGAUUCCGAAGACGAGGACGACGACGACGAUGAGGACGCCGAGUCGUUCCACACCGACGAUGACGAGGACGACUCGGACGACGGCGCGGGAUCCGACGACUCGGAGACGCUCAAGGAGGGUCCCCUGACCGCCGCGGACCGCAAGCUGCGCGCGAGGAUGGACGCGAUGAUGGCCGCGAUGGAGGCGCGCGCAUUGGGCGAUGCGGCGCCGGCGGCCAAGGCGAAGGCGGAGGCUGCGAAGCAGCCCAAGUCGGCGCUGAAGAAGGCUGCGCCGGUGCCCGCUGCGCCCGUGGCCGACGACGAUGACGACGACACCACGUACGACCUCACGCCCGGCAUGCCCCGCGCGCUGCCUGCGUCGCUGCUCGCUGCGGCCGAGGCGGAAACCGCCGCUGCGGCCGAGUCGCGCGCGCUCGCCGCCCGCGCGCGCGGCGAGGAGAGGGCCGAGUCCAAGCAGGGCCAGCGGAGGCGCAAGAAGCGGCGUACCGAGCCGACGUCGAAGGCUAUCGACCCCAAAACCACGCUCCACCUCCUCCCGCCCGUGCUUACCUCUACGUCGGGGCUGCCACCCGUCGUUGCUCCGGGCCAGGCCGUGGCCUCAUCCGCCAAGAGCAUCAAGACGUUCUACAAGCGCGCGAUGAAGGACAGCGGCAAGUUGCCUGGCCGCGGUCUGCUUGACGGGCGCCAGGCCCGCCCCGCGCCCAAGAACAAGGCAAAGACAAAGGCAUAGAUAGAUUAACCAUGUACAUCGUACGCACGC